Ornithorhynchus anatinus (platypus) is the source of this 3248-nucleotide messenger RNA. RefSeq names its product Fc fragment of IgA and IgM receptor (gene FCAMR). NCBI's taxonomy places the organism in Eukaryota, Metazoa, Chordata, Mammalia, Monotremata, Ornithorhynchidae. The transcript has 8 exons. Gene Ontology annotation, cellular component: plasma membrane. The record is from RefSeq and is a predicted model, not a curated record. The coding region runs from base 1 to 3078 and encodes 1025 amino acids. Gene Ontology annotation, molecular function: transmembrane signaling receptor activity.
AUGGUAGACUUCCCGAAGGAAGUUGGAGAUGGUCUGGGUGUCCCCCUCGAAGAGAUUGCUCCACGCCUGGACUUUGAUGCCAUCGAACAACGGGGAGCUGAUCGCCAGUUUGGCCCCAGUAUCUCCUGCAUCAGCAGUUCUCAAGAAACAAUGCUUGUAGCAGCCAAGGAGAAGCUCCAUCACAUUCCUGUUGCCAUGGUUUUUGUUGAAUGUCAACCGAGAGGGACGGUAUGGAUGAUGCCGCUCUUUCUACUGUUACUAUGGCUCCGAGUUACAAGUGCUUUGACGGGGCCAUGGUUGGUAACCGGGAAGCUCGGGGGAAAGGUUUCGAUCGAAUGCCAUUACUCCAUCAAUUCCGUCAACAGACAUCAGAGGAAGUACUGGUGCCGUCUGCAGGUCCCCAAGAGGAUCUGCCACACCAUCAUCUCCACCAACCGCUUUGUCAGGAAGGACUACCAAGGCAGAGUAUCCAUCCAGGACUUCCCAGGGAAUGGCUCCUUCGUGGUGGCGCUGGCUCAGCUGACCCCGCAUGACACCGGGCACUACCGCUGUGGCAUCGGAGCCAGGACGGACAUGCUGUUCAUCAACAUGGAUCUGAUCAUCUCUGCAGACAGACAGACCCCAAGAACCACCACUACUACAACUCCACUUACAGACAGGCGGACCCCCAAAACCACUAUUGCUACAACCCCAGUUACAGACAGACGGACCCCAAAAACCGUGACUGCUACAACUCCACGUAUAAACAGACAGACCCCAACAUCUACUGUUGCACCUCCAUCUACAGACAGACGGACCCCGAGAACUGUCAUUGCUACAACUCCAUUUACAAACACACAGUUCCCAGGAUCUACUGUUGCUACACCUCCAUCUACGGACAGACGGGCCCCAAGAACCGUCACUGCUACAACUCCACUUAUAGACAGACAGACCCCAAGAUCUUCCUUUGCUACAACUCUACUUACAGAUGGAAGGACCCCUGGAUCUACUGUUGCUACAAUUCCAUUUACAGACAGAUGGACCCCAAAAACUGUCACUGCUACAACCCUAUUUACAGACAGACGACCCCCAGGAUCUACUGUUGCUAUAACUCCAUUUACAGACAGAAAGACCCCGAGAACUGUCAUUGCUAUGACUCCAUUUACAGACAGGAAGACGCCAGGAACAGUCAUUGCAGCAACUCCACUAACAGACAGACGGACUCCGGGAACUAUCAUUGCAACAAUUACACUUACAGACAGACAGACCCCAGGAACUGCUACAAUUUCACUUAGAGAUCGACAGACCCCAGGAUCUACUGUUGCUACAACUCCAUUUACAGACAGAUGGACCCCUAGAACCAUCACUGCUACAACUGCACUUAUAGACAGGCGGACCCCAGGAUCUACUGUUGCCACAACUCGACUUACAGAAAGACGGACCCCGAGAACCACCAUCGCUACAACUCUACUUACAGACAGAUGGACCCCAGAAACUGUUGUUGCUACAACUCCUCUUACGGGCGGACGGACCCCGGGAUCUACUGUUGCUACAACUCCACUUACAGACAGACGGACCCGGGGAACCAUCACUGCUUCAACUCCACCUGCAGACAGACGGACCAAGAGAACCACCACUGCUACAACUCCACUUACAGUCAAACGGACCCCGGGAACCGUUGUUGCUACAACUCCUCUUACACGUAGACAGACCCCAGGAUCUACCGAUGUUACAACUCCACCUGCAGACAGAAGGACCAAGAGAACCACCACUGCUACAACUCCACUUACAGUCAGACGGACCCCGGGAUCUACUGUUGCUACAACUCCACUUACAGACAGACGGACCCUGGGAACCAUCACUGCUUCAACUCCACCUGCAGACAGACGGACCAGGAGAACCACCACUGCUACAGCUCCACUUACAGUCAGACAGACUCCAGGAACCGUUGUUGCUACAACUCCUCUUACACGCAGACAGACCCCAGGAUCUACCGAUGCUACAACUCCACUUACAGACAGACGGACCAAGAGAACCACCAUUACUCCAACUCCACUUACAGUCAGAUGGACCCCGAAGACCAUUGUUGCUACAACUCCUCUUACAGGCAGAAAGACUCCUGGAUCUACUGUUGCUACAACUCCACUUACAGACAGAUGGACACUGGGAACCAUCACUGCUACAACUCCACUUACAGACAGACGGACCCCUAGAACUGUUGUUGCUUCAACUCUCCUUCCAGUGGGACGAGACCCAGGGACUCUCAGGGCAACAAUUCCAACUACAGACCAUCAGGAUCUGGGGACCAAAGGAACAACCGCUCCACUUGCAGGCGGAGGGUCUCCAGGACCUCCACCUACCAUCACAUUGGCUCCAGGGACCCCUCCCAGGGAACAGGCCCUAACGACCCUACAAUCAACAACACUUGCUGCCCAGAAACAGGCAACACAAACGGUUAGAGGUGCAACACCAUCAGUCCCUGUUCUUCCACCCGGGGGAACCACCGGGGCAGGAACUCGAGUUUCAGACAAAGAGGUCUCAGGAGCCAUUGCUGCAGGUGCUCCAGCUGUGGAAACAGCACUUGGAGGAGGAGGAGGAAAAGGAGGAAGAGGAGAAAAAAGAGGAACAGCACUUGAACUCUCUGAGAAGACAGUGGAAUCAGUCUCAGGAGAGUGGAGUCGGCCUCCUCCUGACCCCCAGAUCCCGCUAGAGAGCUUUCAUCCAGGAGCGAGACACUUCCCUCUGAAACUCAUCCCCACCACCUUGGUACUGCUGCCCCUGGCCAUCAUAGGGCUCGUACUGCUGAAGAGGAGGCUCCAAAGGAAAAGCCCUCUGAGGGCAGAGAGAGUCACCUUGCUGAACCUGGCCCAUUUUGAAGACUCCCCAAGGGACCCCAGGCCCUGGCCAACUGGGCUGAGAGGGAUGAAGCUCCCUGAUGGUGAUGAUGAUGAUGAUGAUGAUGAAGAUGAUGAUGAUGAUGUUGAGAGUGAGCCUGCCUGUCCCAACCAUCAGGCUGCCCAAGGAAGCUGGGCUGCCUUCAGAAUCAGGGCCACUGCUUUGUUGAGGAGAGGAGACAGAGCCCAGCUUCUGCAGUCGUGAUUACUGUGAGGCAGAUGGAAAAAGAAGAUGGGCUCAGCGGUGUCAACCGGAGAAGGAAGGGAAGUAUUCCAGCCGCUCAGCAGGCAUGCAGUAAUUACUAACGGUCAAUAGCGAUGCAAGAUUGGCUUGGCUUGCUAUAUCACUUAAUCAACUCUUGGCUUCUUUAGGGA